GCCACGCGCACGCGCAUGGCCGCCAUCGAACGCUUCGCGCGCGCGCGCAACACCAACGGGGCUUUCUAGAGGUGUCACGCAGCGCGAGAGCGUCGAUCUCGAUGCCAGGGAACCAUGCGGGGGCUGCCAUUUCGUCUGGCGCCGCUGGUUUCAUUGCCGAUCCCAUCGCCCCAGAGGCGCCACAUCCUUGACCGGGCCUCGCGGCGAGGGCUUUGACUUCUCCACGCUCAGCCCCAUUCGAGUUCCCAAGCUCUCGUGUGUGGCCGCAUUCGAAUCUCACAAGAAGAUGGUUGACACUGAGUUUUUCACUGAAUAUGGAGAAGCAAGCCAAUACCAGAUUCAAGAAGUGAUUGGCAAGGGAAGCUAUGGGGUAGUGGGAGCUGCAAUUGAUACCCAUACUGGUGAGAAGGUGGCUAUCAAGAGGAUCAGUGAUGUAUUUGAGCAUGUUUCUGAUGCUACCCGCAUCCUGAGAGAGAUCAAACUCCUCAGGUUGCUUCAUCAUCCGGAUAUUGUAGAGAUUAAGCAUAUAAUGCUUCCACCUUCGAGGAGAGAAUUCAGGGAUAUUUAUGUUGUUUUUGAGCUGAUGGAAUCUGAUCUUCAUCAAGUUAUAAAGGCAAACGAUGAUCUCACCCCUGAGCAUUAUCAAUUUUUCCUUUACCAGCUCCUACGAGCACUGAAGUAUAUCCAUACAGCCAAUGUUUUCCAUCGGGAUUUAAAGCCCAAAAAUAUUCUAGCCAAUGCGGACUGCAAGUUGAAAAUUUGUGACUUUGGGCUUGCUCGUGCAUCUUUUAAUGAUUCACCAUCAGCAGUAUUCUGGACUGAUUAUGUGGCAACAAGAUGGUAUCGAGCUCCUGAAUUGUGUGGCUCCUUUUUCUCUAAGUACACACCUGCAAUUGACAUUUGGAGCAUAGGAUGUAUAUUUGCAGAAAUGCUUACAGGAAAGCCAAUAUUUCCUGGUAAGAAUGUGGUUCAUCAGCUGGAUAUCAUGACCGACCUUCUUGGUACUCCUUCAGCUGAAUCUAUUGCAAGGAUCCGAAAUGAAAAGGCAAAAAGAUACUUGAACAAUAUGCGGAAGAAACCACCAAUCCCUUUCAAGCAGAAGUUCCCAGAUGUAGAUCCUUUGGCUCUUAACGUGCUAGAGCGCCUACUUGCCUUUGAUCCUAAAGAUCGGCCUACUGCUGAAGAGAUUUGUUCUCAGGCAUUAGCUGAUCCAUACUUUCAUGGACUGGCCUGUAAAGAUCUUGAACCAUCCACACAACCGAUAUCAAAAAUUGAAUUUGAGUUUGAAAGGAGGAACUUGACAAAAGAUGAUGUUCGAGAAUUGAUUUAUAGAGAGAUUUUGGAGUAUCACCCUCGGAUGCUGCAGGAGUAUCUUCGUGGUUCAGACCAAGCAGGCUUUAUGUAUCCAAGUGGAGUUGAUCGUUUUAAGCGACAAUUUGCUCAUCUUGAAGAGCACUAUGGGAAGGGGGAAAGAAAAACACCACUUCAGCGGCAGCAUGCCUCCUUGCCAAGGGAGAGGGUAUGCAUGCCAAAUGAUGAAAAUAAAAUAGCCGAUCGAGAUGAUGAUUUUGAAAAGCGGAGUGCUGCUAAUGUUGGGCGUACUAUCUUAGAAAGCCCUCCAAGGUCAAAGCAAGGCGAGGGAUUUGAGCAUAAACAGCCUGGUGAAAAUGGUGUAAAUGGAGCAAAUUAUAGUGCCCAACGAAGCUUGUUAAAGAGUGCCAGCAUUAGUGCUUCCAAAUGUGUCAUUGUGAAACAAAGAUUGGAUUCAAAGGAUGAUGCGAUAUCUGAGCAUGCUGAUGACACAUUAGAUGGCAUCACACGAAAGGCCGCUAGACUGGGUGUGUAUGAGAAUUAAAUUUCUAUAAAAUUACCUAUUGAAUAUACUGGGCAAGCCCUUGAAGUGCUUAAAAAGGCCCCAGCUUUUUUUGAUCAUUCAUGCGGAGAUUUUUAUGGUCCUGGUUUCAGUUACGAAAUGUUAACAGAGCUGAUGAACCCAGUCUCCGAUCUCGGAUCACACAAAACACAGAUUGUUGAUCAAUUUUUUAGGAAUGGUUGCCAAGUACAUUGAUGGCAGGAUACAAAUCCAUGUUUGUACUGCACAUCAGACUUGUGCAUUGUUGUUCCUUUCUCUAAUGCCAUUUCUUUGUAAACUUGAUAUAUUCCUUGAUACUGUAUAUAGUUCUAGUAUUCAGUUGAUUUCAA
This is a messenger RNA of Dioscorea cayenensis subsp. rotundata (Guinea yam), 2202 nucleotides long. Its product is annotated as mitogen-activated protein kinase 9-like. Lineage: Eukaryota; Viridiplantae; Streptophyta; Magnoliopsida; Dioscoreales; Dioscoreaceae. The record is from RefSeq and is a predicted model, not a curated record. The transcript is spliced from 11 exons. Gene Ontology annotation, molecular function: MAP kinase activity; ATP binding. Gene Ontology annotation, cellular component: cytoplasm; nucleus. Gene Ontology annotation, biological process: intracellular signal transduction; protein phosphorylation. Bases 287 to 1855 code for a protein of 522 amino acids.